Nerophis ophidion (straightnose pipefish) is the source of this 2668-nucleotide messenger RNA. RefSeq names its product zinc finger protein 80-like. The record is from RefSeq and is a predicted model, not a curated record. NCBI's taxonomy places the organism in Eukaryota, Metazoa, Chordata, Actinopteri, Syngnathiformes, Syngnathidae. Gene Ontology annotation, cellular component: nucleus. Gene Ontology annotation, molecular function: RNA polymerase II cis-regulatory region sequence-specific DNA binding; DNA-binding transcription factor activity, RNA polymerase II-specific. Gene Ontology annotation, biological process: regulation of transcription by RNA polymerase II. The transcript has 2 exons. Bases 348 to 1706 code for a protein of 452 amino acids.
ACAGAACAGAGCAGUACUGCCUUGUAACGUCAAGUGUGCUAACUGUCGUGAAAGCACAUCGGCGGAGAAAGACGUUAGCAGGACGCUAAUAAAUCAGUCGUAUUAUUUGUUCUCCAGUUUGAAAUAUUUACGGCGUAUAAAAUACGUAUUUGAUUCUUUACUUAAGGAUAAAGUCGUCUCGAUGCGUUAGAAGCACUGUGUCGCUUCUCGUGCUAUCUUUGCUUGUUAAUGAGCUUAGAUCGCUAGUUAGCUUAGCUUGUUAGCUGCUAACAAAGAGACGCAGACGUUAUCAACACAUUGCUAAGUACAGAUCAAAUGUGAGAGUAAAGUGUUGUGAUUGUGGGAAAAUGUGUGAAAGAACGAUAGCAAAGUAUGAGGGGGAACUUUGUCCAACAAAAGAGGAGAAGGAGCUACAACAUCAACUACUGGACGCUGUUUUCAAGGAGCCUCAAGUUGUGUUACACAGAACAGACCUCGAUGAAGAACGUCUUCAUCACGAGCAGGAGGAACCACAGUCCCACCACACACAUGAGGAAGAAGAGGUACCACAUUCCCAACACAUUAAAGAGGGAAGAGAGGAGCCACAGCCCCCUGACAAAGAGGAAGACAAGACGCCACAGACCCAUCGUGUUAAACCGACCAUUCACAUUAAAGGGCAAGCAGAGAACCCACUGAUCUUACACAUCAAAAAGGAAGAGGAGGACCCACUGACCCCUCACUUUAAAAAGGAAGAGGUGGACCCACUGACCCCCUACUUUAAAGAGGAAGAGGAGGACCAAGAGCUGCCGCACAUUAAAGAGGAAGAGGAAGAACACCGCAUCAGUCAGUCUACAUGGUUGGAGGAGUUCCCAGUGACUGGUGUCCCUGUGAAGAGUGAAGAUGAUGAGGUCAAAGGUGAAAGUGAGGAGAAGAGAGAGGCGGAGCCUCCAAGCAGCAACUCAACACAACACAUGACAACAGAAGCUGAUGGAGACCACUGUGGAGGAUCACAAGCAGACAAGCUCUUAGCUCCACUAUCAGAUAGUGAGGACACAACGUCACACUCUCCUGACACUGAUGAUGAAGACUCUAAAGAUGAUAAGACAUGUCACACUGACAACACUCACUUCAAAUGUUCUCACUGUGAGAAAACUUUUAAAUACCAUUGGUAUCUGAAAAGACACAUGAGAAUGCACACCGGAGAAAAACCUUGUAUCUGUUCUGUCUGUGGUAAAGGUUAUGUAGAAAGUUGUAAUUUGAAAGUACAUAUGAGAACACACACUGGUGAAAAACCUUUCUCGUGUUCAAUCUGUGGUAAAGGUUUUGCACAAAGUUCAUGUUUGGUAAAGCACAGAAGAAUACACACUGGAGAAAAAUCUUUUAUCUGUUCAAUAUGUGGUAAAAGUUUUGUUAUAAGUAACAAUUUGAAAGUGCACAUGAAAAUACACACUAAAGAAAAACAUUUUAUCUGUUCAAUAUGUGGUAAAGGAUUUGCAGAAAGUCGCUCUUUGAAAAGACACAUGAGAACACACACUGGUGAAAAACCUUUUUCCUGUUCAAUCUGUGGCUUAUCUCUUACAAGGAAGGAAUAUUUGAAAGUACACAAGAGGACACACACUGGAGAAAAACCUUUUUCCUGUUCAACCUGUGGUAAAGGUUUUACACAAAGUCGAUAUUUGAAAGUACACACGAGAACACACACUGGUGAAAAAUCACAUUCCUGUUGAAUAUGCAACAGAAGCUUUUGUGACCGAUCAAACCUUGUAGUACACAUGAUAAGACACCCAGGAGAGAAAGUGUUGAGUUGCAGUGUGUGUGGUGAAAGAUUCUCUUCUAAGUACCAGUGUAAGAAACACAAGUGUGCUGGUGAGAACAGCAGCAGCAAAUGAAACUGCAGGAUUUGAAAUAAACUGUCAAGACUUUAAUUGUGACUUUCUAACAACAUCAGCACAUAUAACAUGUGUGACUUUGUUGUUUGUUUAACAAUCUUUUUAACUGCUCCUACAUUUAUGGAUUAGAUGUUUUAUAUUAGUGUUUUUUUUCAGUCAAGUGCAUGCAUUAAUAUGCAACAUUGUGUACUUUUAUUAAAAAAAAUAUUGGAAAAAUUUGACUGAAAAGGUGAGAGUAAAAAGUACAACACAUUUUACAAACACUUUUUGUAUGUGUAUAUAUAUAUUCGCAAUACAAUUUUAGACUUAUUCAUAAUAGUGUUUUUUAUAGGUCUUUGAAAUAUUGAAGCGUUUUAUAUAUAUUUAUUUUUAAUUGUUAAUGAUCCCAUAUAUUAGCACCCUUAUAUGAUGUACAUAUAAUAUACAAUGUAGAAAAGCACUAUACAAGUAUAACCCAUUUAUCAUGUAUUAUCAUUUAUUUGUACUGGUUCACAUCUGAAACAUUAUCUGGACCACUUUAGGAAACAUAUUAUUUACUUUAUACAUCAUAAACAGUUGUCUUUCAUACAUUUUAAAAUGUAUGACUUUAUGAAUCAUUUGUUGGGUUUCUACAAUCCAUUUAGUUAAUUAUCUUUAUUACUCUCUUUUGUAAUAUGAUGAUUGUGUUGUGAUUUUUUUAUAUGUAUGUCCCCAUACCUUUAUGCAAUAUGAAAGUGAAAGAAAAUGGCUGAUGUUUUUGUUUUUACAGAGUUACAAUUGUGGAUAAAAAUAAAAAAGAAAUCCCAUUGUUGGGUUUUAAA